Molecule: messenger RNA, 2132 nt
Organism: Hemicordylus capensis (graceful crag lizard)
Lineage: Eukaryota; Metazoa; Chordata; Lepidosauria; Squamata; Cordylidae
Gene: LPCAT3
Product: lysophosphatidylcholine acyltransferase 3
Exons: 13
Coding region: 374-1804 (476 amino acids)
Biological process (GO): phosphatidylcholine biosynthetic process; lipid modification
Cellular component (GO): membrane
Molecular function (GO): 1-acylglycerophosphocholine O-acyltransferase activity; lysophospholipid acyltransferase activity
Source: RefSeq, a predicted model, not a curated record
CUCAGGACAGCCAAUGAGAAGCCAAGAUCCGCCUCACGCUCUGGUCGCCGCCCUUCCCCUCCCAAUAGGAAACGGCUUCCCCCUUGCCCAAUGAUUCAGGCACCGCUCUCACGUGUGUUGCGUGAAGCGGGGAAAAGAGGGUGAGGAGGGUGUGGGUAACCUUUGCCUCAGUUAAGCGUUGAAGUCUUCGCUCCCCCCUCUACCACCUGUUAGCCAAUGAAAGGCGGGAGCCGGGAGACUCGUGACCAAUAGUCGUUGGAAGAAAAGAGCUAAGGGGUGUGGCCUAGAUGCGGGGGCCGGCGCGGCGGAGGUGCCGUUGCCGGGCUCGAGGGGGGCAGCAGAGCGGCUCCGGUCGGGCAGCCCAGCGGAGAAGAUGGCGGAGGACGCGGGCGGCGGGACGGAGCUCCGGCUUGGCAUGAGUCUGGCGGAGGUAGCCCAGCUGAUAGGCUCCUCGGAGCAGGCGCUGCGCCUCAUCCUGUCCAUCUUCCUGGGGUACCCUUUUGCCUUGUUCCAGCGCCAAUUUCUUUUUCAGAAGAACCUUUACCUCAUUCACCUGUACAACACAUUAACGGGCCUCUCGCUUGCCUACUUCAACUUUGGGAUACAGUCCUGCCACUCCUUCAUAUGUGUCUUCGUUCAGUUUCUCAUACUGAGGCUCAUGGGCCGUACAGUCACUGCCAUUGUCACUUCCUUCUGCUUUCAGAUGACAUAUCUGCUGGCUGGAUAUUACUUUACUGCUACAGAACAGUAUGACAUCAAGUGGACCAUGCCACACUGUGUCUUGACUCUCAAACUGAUUGGUUUGGUCAUAGAUUACUAUGAUGGCAGGAAAGAAAUGGCGGCCCUCAGUCCAGAACAGCAGCGAUUUGCUGUAAAGGGAGUUCCUACUUUAUUGGAGGUCUCUGGCUUCUCCUAUUUUUACGGUGCCUUCAUGGUGGGGCCUCAGUUCUCCAUGACCCAAUAUCAGGACCUAGUAAAGGGAGAGUUGACUGAUGUUCCUGGCCAAAGACCCAGAAGCUUUGUGCCUGCUCUUAAGUGUCUGACCAUGGGCCUGUGCGUCUUGGUAGUCUACACUAUAACAAGCCCAUAUAUCCCUGAAGAAUACCUCGUCUCUGAUGCUUAUCUGGAACAGCCCUUCUGGUUCCGCUGCUUUUAUAUCCUGAUCUGGGGCAAGGUGAUGCUCUACAAGUAUGUCACCUGCUGGCUGGUCACGGAAGGAGUCUGCAUCCUCACUGGUCUUGGCUACAACGGCAAGGAUGCCAAGGGGGUGCCAAAGUGGGAUGCUUGUGCCAAUAUGAAAGUCUGGUUAUUCGAGACAACUCCUUACUUUACAGGAACCAUUUCCUCUUUCAACAUUAACACCAAUGCCUGGGUGGCCCGCUAUAUCUACAAACGACUAAAGUUCCUGGGUAACAAGUUACUGUCACAAGCCAUAUCUUUAUUUUUCCUGGCACUCUGGCAUGGGCUGCAUUGUGGUUACUUGGUGUGCUUCCAAAUGGAGUUCCUUAUUGUCAUGGUUGAGAGACAGAUGAUUGACCUUGUACGAGACAGUCCCCCUCUGAGUACUUUGUCUUCUAUCACCAUCUUGUGGCCUGUCUUCUAUGUGGUUCAGCAAGCAAUCCAUUGGAUGUUCAUGGGUUAUUCUUUAGUGCCAUUUUGCCUUUUUACUUGGGAAAAGUGGAUCAAGGUAUACAAGUCUAUUUAUUUCAUGGGCCACAUCUUCUUCUUCACAUUACUGUUUGUAUUGCCUUACAUACGAAAAAUACUUGUGCCACGGAAAGAAAAAUUAAAGAAAGCAGAGUAACAGCCAAAAGAUUGUACCAUGUGUGCAUUUGUUAUGAGGAUGGUAAAAGCAUUACCUACCAAACCUACAGCAUUCAGACUUUCAGAGUGACAUGGUGGGGAAGAGCACAGGGGCCAAGACCCCAGAAUGAAGGGAACUGGCUCCAGAUUCCCUCAUCCUUUUACAUGUUGCCUUAUCUCUUUACUUCUCCCCACGGACACUCCUGCCUCUGGAAAUGUUGGAUGAUUGUAAAGCACUCAAUGCAGCUGCCAUCUUGGAAUGGAGCCACUGCCUGACUUUUUCUACCUUCCACUUCUGCUAGAUAAAAUUGGUCCCAGUUGGUUUUUCA